This is a messenger RNA of Arabidopsis lyrata subsp. lyrata, 1424 nucleotides long. Its product is annotated as UPF0725 protein At3g25080. Bases 121 to 1059 code for a protein of 312 amino acids. The record is from RefSeq and is a predicted model, not a curated record. NCBI's taxonomy places the organism in Eukaryota, Viridiplantae, Streptophyta, Magnoliopsida, Brassicales, Brassicaceae. The transcript has 5 exons.
AAAAAAGCAUCAUCAAUCAAUCAUCAUCAUCGCCUGAAACCUAAAACCUAAAUCGGAUAAUAAUGGAGUAUCAACGCGAAUACUUUGCGAUGGAGGCCUCAAAUCAACGUGCGAGGAAUCAUGCGGCGGAGUCCUCUAGGAUGCGGUGGUGCUUACGAUCUCAAGGCUUCUACGCACGGAUAUAUGGUACAAGUCUGUAAUCAACGGUUUCCUUGUCCUGCCUUGGUCUUCUUCUAUGCUAAGAUGGGCCUCCAUCGUUACAAUUUCGUCCAGCAGGGUACAAAGUUUGAGCUGAGUCGCGUAAAGCAAUACGUUAUGUCCACUGGUUCUGCUGCUUCUUCUUACUACAUUACUUUGGAUGCAAUUGAUCCUGCUGGUGCCCUUGUCACUUUCCAGACUAAAGUAUCAGAACAUAGUUUUGGCAAAUUUAUUCUCGAUUGCCAUAUUGCAAAAGUUCGAGGGGAAACAAGAGAUGGCAAAGGGUUUUUGAUGAUAGAUCAUAGCUUCCCUAAGUGCCCGCUAGAGAAUCCUUUUGAAACAUAUUACCUGGUGAAGGAAUCUGAGCUGCAAGAGAAUGCUUGGGUUCUUCUAUAUUUGCAACUUGCUGUUGCCACUACUCAUAGGUACAGGGAAGCUAAGGAUUUUGGUCUUCCCAACUUGGAGAUUCUAGACGUGGCCAUUGAUGAUGAACAAGGACUCUAUGCCAAAAAUGCUGUUUUCUACAUUAGGUACAAGGACUACUUGUACAAGUCUAACCUUGCUCACGAUCUUGAUCGCAUUGCUAUUGUUAGAAGAUGCUUUGAUAAGGCUACGGGAUGCUUCAGUCUCGUCGGUCAGAAUCUGAGUUCACAUGUUCUUAUACCAAAUACGCCUAAGAUUACUUAUGAGGAUACUACGGGAUGCUCCACUUUCAACGGUCACAUUCUGAGUCCAGAACCUUCUACUCUAGUAGUUACCUCUGAGGAUCAUGAAGCGGCUAAUCACCUGGCUAUUCUCUCGAUAGAUGAAGCUGCUGCUGGAGACUCAAUGGAGCUUGACUCGUCUCUCUGCACAACAUAAUUAACUAAGUUAUUUGGAUUGUUAAGUAGAUUGGUGAUUCAGAGGUUGAAGAAGCUAGAAAGGACAACUUUGUACCCAUUGAUUAGUUUGGUGCAUUUGUAAAUCACAAGGAGCCUGAUGGUAAGAGCUGUCUCCUAUAUAGUCCCUUUAUUGUGUAGGUAAAACGUUUUCCAGUUGGAGACACAAUUGAUUUUGUCGAUAACUAGAUAUUAACCCGCGGUACACCGCGGGUCUAUAAUUUUAUUAAAUAAUAAUAAAUUUUUUUUUUUAAGAUGAUCUAUAGAUAUAUGCUAUUGUUUUAUUUGAUUUAAAUGUAUGGUACACUGUAUGACGAUAUUUAUAACAAAAGAUUUAAAAUUUGAAGU